AUGUUUGCUGCCCUGGAAGCCAAGGUGAAGCUGUUGGAAACAAACAUCGAACAGCAUAAUAUUAGAUUGAACUUAGUUGAGGGUACACUCAAAACUUCUGGAAGUUCAAGGCAAGAUGUCACACUUCCACUCCAUCACCAACCUGGAAAUGUUGUGGUCAACAUUGACGAGAUACCCGAGAAUGGCGCUGGCCAGAGCAUGACUGAUGGCAUGGCCGUCUCGUUCGUAGAUGAGCAAGACUGCGGUUUCUUUGGCCCGUCAUCCAACAUCGCACUCAUGCGGCAUAUAUUACGAGCUGUAGACACAAAAAGGACACAACACGUCAAUCAGACUUCAUUAACACCAGCAUCAGAGUACAGUGCCUAUGAAGGUGGACUAGUGAGUAAUCUAAACGCGUUUCCAACAACCUCGACCGAGCCUCAAAAGGCUGGUGCCAACCUCUUACCACCAGAUGAGGUCAUGCAACGUCUCAUCCGAGCCUACUUUGACAACACAGGGCUAUUGUUUCCGUACAUACACGAGCAAGAGUUCCUCGACACUUAUGAACGAUUCCGGGCAAGUGGCUUCCGAGGUAACGUUCGUCGGACAUGGCUUGGCCUUCUGAAUAUGAUCCUUGCAAUGGCAACUUGUACUUCUUGCUGGGAGGACUCGGGUAGCGAGACUACGUUUGAGGAGUCGGAUGUUUACUAUCGCAGAGCCCAGGAGCUUUGCCAUACACAGAUGUUUAGGGGAACAACUCUUGAAACAGGUAGAUGA
This is a messenger RNA of Fusarium musae, 756 nucleotides long. RefSeq lists its product as uncharacterized. The transcript has 2 exons. The coding region runs from base 1 to 756 and encodes 251 amino acids. Gene Ontology annotation, biological process: positive regulation of transcription from RNA polymerase II promoter by galactose. Gene Ontology annotation, cellular component: nucleus. The record is from RefSeq and is a predicted model, not a curated record. NCBI's taxonomy places the organism in Eukaryota, Fungi, Ascomycota, Sordariomycetes, Hypocreales, Nectriaceae. Gene Ontology annotation, molecular function: DNA-binding transcription factor activity, RNA polymerase II-specific; RNA polymerase II cis-regulatory region sequence-specific DNA binding.